AUGCAUCUGUUACAACGUGCCGUCCGAUGCCAGCACCGUGCAUGUGCAUGUGGACCUAUAGCCAGCACGUCUCGUCAGGCAUCCAGCUAUCAGAAACAGCGACCUCGUUCACGGCUGGAUACAAGCCUUGAAGCGCAGGGCAAUGCUAGCCGAGCUCCAUUCGAACGAGAAAGCGUCCCACAUGAAGGGCGCUACGCUGCGGGUGAAAGGCCCACCCACAUAAACUUGCAGGAGCGUCUGGCACGUCGUCGUCAGCGGUUAGACCGCCGUGCAGACCGCGAUGCACAGCGCUCGGAGCGACUUGACCUUCCACCGAGGGCGAGAGACGUACGCGACGAUCAGGAGCCGGAGAGAGAAAGGGAGAAAGAGCAAUUUAUGAUGGAUGAUGUAGCGUCAGCAUUCGACUACGCGACGCCUGCGACUCCUAUGCAAGGACUUCCUCAGACGUUCUCUUCGCCACCGUUGACACCUGGUUUACGUUCUUCUGUUCACGACUUUCUCGGGCACGAAGCACACCCGACGCCCAUUCAACGUCUAGCCCUGGCCAACCUUGUUGGAAGGGAAACGCCUACACAUGCGAUGAUCGCCGCGGAGACCGGAUCGGGAAAGAGUCUUGCGUAUCUGUUACCCAUGCUUCAAGAGCUGAAGCGCACCGAACCCUCUGCGCGACAAGGGCAUGGUCCACGUGGAAUCGUGCUCUCUCCAACGCAUGAGCUCGCGCGUCAAUUGGCAUUCUUCGGGAAGCAGCUCGUGCAUCACGACAAGCUUCGCGUCCAGACAGCAUCGCGCGCCAACGUGAAGUCUAACGCUACGGCGUCGAAGAUGUCGGAAACAUUCAGCGAUGCCCAGAGUGGCGAGGGAGAGUUCUCCGUGGCACCUGGAGGAGCAGGAGCCCACGGCGUAGAUGUCCUCGUGGGCACGACGCGCAAGUUGUUGGAGAUGGCCCGUGGACGAGGAUGGCAUAAGGCUGACGAGGACUUGUUCGAAAAGAAGCGGCCUCGCAAACCAGCUCAGCCGGAGAUCUCGUUGAAGGAUGUAGAGUGGGUCGUCGUUGAUGAGGCCGACGUUCUCUACAACAAGGACUUCAUUGAAGAGACUGAGGCUCUUUUAUCCGACAUCGCUCAUGCGCGCGGCAGCCCUGUUCCUGCAGAGGGCCUCGCAGCAUACCCAUUCAACUUGAUCCUCUCGUCCGCUACCAUCCCAGUCGCCUUGAACACCCACUUGGCGACCCGUCUCCCGAACCUCCAGCGCCUCGUGUCGCCCUCAGUCCAUCGCCUCCCGUCGAAGCUCGCCGUUGAGUUCAGCGCCUACACUUCCGGCAAUCGCCACGCAGAUGUCGAGCGCAAGAUCAGAGAGCUCUGGGCAGACGACGCACAUAUGGGACGCGAUCGCAGCCGGAUCGUUGUCUUCGCCAAUGGGCGCGGUACUGUCGAGAUGCUUGGCAAAUACCUGUCCGACAAGGGUGUUCCUAACGUCGCCGUCACCGGUGGCGCCGAUGUGCGCUCUUUCGGCUCGAAUAGGCAUCUGAAGGGCUUCCUGUCUAGUCAACCGGCGCCCGCAACACCUGCAGCUGAGGAGCUGCCCGAGGGCAUCCCUAAACCAGUGGACAACGACAAGUCACCGCGCGUACUCGUCUCGACCGCUCUCCUUGCACGCGGCAUGGACUUCGCCCCCGAUGUGCGCACUGUGUUCCUGCUGGACGCUCCGGCGACCGCGGCGGACUUCUUGCAUCGCGCAGGUCGUACUGCGCGCGCUGGGCGACCGGGUCGGCUCGUCAUCUUUGAGAGGGCGAAGGGGCGCGGAAGCGAGUAUGGGAAGGUUGUGAGGAGGAGUUUGGCUGCGCUUGGGAGGACGAGGCAGAGUGUGAAGCAGUAG
Molecule: messenger RNA, 1875 nt
Organism: Peniophora sp. CBMAI 1063
Lineage: Eukaryota; Fungi; Basidiomycota; Agaricomycetes; Russulales; Peniophoraceae
Source: the annotation of a GenBank genome assembly